UUACUAUGCUCGGUCCGAGCGGGACAAGCAUAGAGGCAACAUCAGGGCUGCCUCUACCAUCCAAUGGAUCUACUCCUCUGGAUAUGCUUUUUGCGUCAGUCUUAGAAAACGAUCCCCUGGCGAGGUUACAGGGAGAGUGGCACGGUAGAGAGGACCACAAGGUCUAUAAGGUCCAGGGAAGAAGUGUCCAUGUGUCGAAGGACGGUGUCCCUUUGCGGACGUACGACAAGUUAUUGCAGCAUAAGGAAGGUACCAUUUACUGGGGCAGUACCGGAAGAUAUAUUCUCGAUAGCUCCGAGUUCGCCGAGGGACGAGUUUCGUGGCGCGCGAAGCAGGGGUCGUCCUCUUUCUGCUGGGAGCGCCAAUCAGAUAGCCGCACCGGGGAAGCGGCUGUGCGACCUGACCUCGAAACGGUUUCUCCGAAGUUCGUCAAGAUGAAUGAUUUAGCAGAGAUCGAAGGUCGAAAGCGUUGGUAUCUACUGCCAAGCGCGAGAACUAAUUAUGUACAUGUUCAUAUAAAGCCUAUGAGAAAAGAAGUCACGACAUGGUGGAAGCUCCCGUCUAGUGUGACCAACUACGUUCACUUGGCGGACCGGCGUUCCAAGGGCAGUGUGUUCCGAACGGACCAUGAGAUCCUUGCCCACCUUUGUAACCGACCAGCUGACGACGAUGACGCUGCCUCGACACAUGCCUUGCGACGAGUGGACGAGGCGUGGUUAGAUGCAGACACGGCGGCUACUGCGGAUUUAUCCGCGACUGAUAGCCUUGAAUGGGACCAGUUCAGAGUGAACGAGGAACGGUUUGGAGUUCAUACGAGCUUUAAUUGGAAAUUGUAUACUACGGAUGUGCCGAAGAACCUCAGCAGUGCGCAGAGGUCGAAGGCAGAGACGAUAGCGAGAGAGAUCGAAAAGGAGGAAUCUCUUCGGGGAAAGAAUGUCCUCAGAGGGACGGACGACGAGGAGGCUCUCUAUGGCGCUGUUAUUGGUACUGGUCGGUACGCUCAGCCCGAGGGUGGUAUCAUUGCAAAGGGCGAUAAUAAGACAACAACAGCAGCAGUGGUGACCUCUCGCCAACGGAGGAAGAGCUCACCUCAGAGGUCUACGGACGUCACAGGGACGCAGUCGGUAGAGUCGGGUCUAGCUGUAGAUGAAGGCGUCAUUGAAACAGUGUUGGCUUCCCUCCAGGGACUUUAUGUUGAUAAAAAAGGGAAGCAGUAUUUCAUUGAAGGGAAAGACUCUUUUGCGAUUGACGCCGAGACUGGGGCGAAGGGCGUGUCGAAGCCCUUGGUCGUUACUACCAAGACAGGGGAUUCUGACACAGUGAGUGAUAGUGAAAUGGGGUACCUCUGGAUUGUAUUCGUUUGA
Molecule: messenger RNA, 1364 nt
Organism: Perkinsus marinus ATCC 50983
Lineage: Eukaryota; Perkinsozoa; Perkinsida; Perkinsidae
Exons: 13
Coding region: 6-1364 (452 amino acids)
Biological process (GO): cytoplasmic stress granule assembly
Cellular component (GO): cytoplasmic stress granule
Molecular function (GO): RNA binding
Source: RefSeq, a predicted model, not a curated record